Bactrocera oleae (olive fruit fly) is the source of this 761-nucleotide messenger RNA. RefSeq names its product peroxisomal multifunctional enzyme type 2. Lineage: Eukaryota; Metazoa; Arthropoda; Insecta; Diptera; Tephritidae. The record is from RefSeq and is a predicted model, not a curated record. Gene Ontology annotation, cellular component: cytosol.
ACAUGUUUGUAUACAUUCCGAAGCAUUUUCGACGCAGAACAGCGCAAUCGACAUAAAAUCCACAUGUGAAGCAAUUUUUCAUUUUACUUGACGUUUGCCUUUUCGCCUGUCAGCAUUGUGUGGACUUUGAUUAUAGUGCAUUAAAGACUAAUAUAUUAUAUUUUUACAAGAAUAUUGCUCCUAUUUAUUAAAAUGUCACUUGCAUCUGAUGCCGUAUUUGAAAAAAUUAUCGAUGGCCUAAAAGGGAACGAAGCAAAGGCGAAAUCUAUAAAUGGGGUGUUUCUCUACAAAAUCACCAAAGAUGGCAAAGUGGCUAAAGAGUGGACUCUGGAUUGCAAAAACGCUAAAGCAUACGAAGGUCCAGCACAAGGUAUUAAAGUCGACACUACAUUGACAGUGGCCGAUGAAGACAUGGUGGACAUUGCUCUCGGAAAACUGAAUCCUCAAGCCGCUUUUAUGAAAGGCAAACUAAAGAUUUCCGGUAACAUAAUGUUAACACAAAAAUUGGCACCUCUGCUUAAGACAGAGGCCAAGUUGUAAGGACAUUCAAAUGGCGUUUUAUUUCAAAUAAACUACAACAUUCUAUUUAUCAUUUAUUCCAUUGGAAUUCUUAUAUUGGUGUUAUAAAAUUAGUUAAACAUUCGGGAGAUAAGUUCAAUUUUAUACAAUGUAAAGGGCAAAAACAUUGUUUUAUGAGCAUAAUUUAAUGCUGGCGAUUAUAUUGUAUGCAAAAAAUAAAUUUAAAAAAUGCUGAAUUUUUA